Cetraspora pellucida is the source of this 275-nucleotide messenger RNA. Lineage: Eukaryota; Fungi; Glomeromycota; Glomeromycetes; Diversisporales; Gigasporaceae. The record is from the annotation of a GenBank genome assembly.
ACUGCAAACUUUUACCUAAUGACACAGAACACAUUUUCAAAAACAUAUCAACUUAUUAUUUUGACAAAUCCUUUAAAACAUUUCCAGUAUCUCCAAAAGACAACACAACUCCUAAAACUACACCUUUUACUUUAGACUAUAUAAUCUUCCAACCAAACCAACAAUAUAUAGCAACCUUCAACAAAACCAUACUACUCUAUACACUUAAUGAACUUGCAAUUAAAGCAGAUCAAAAGUUUGCUGAAAUUAACAAUUCAGAAACCAAUUCCAAAUGA